CUUUUCCACUCAUUUUCUCUUCUCAUCUAAUAACUACGCCAGCCAGAAUGAACGACCGCCGCCGCCGCCGCCCGCUAUCGUCACCGAUAAACCACCAUACCACUGCCCAGCUCCUCAGACACGCCGCCUCCAUAUUCUUCUCCCACCUCUUUCUGUUCCUCUUCAUGUCCUCUCUCAUCUUCAUUUUUCGCUCCAACGUCCACAACGGCGCCCACUUCCUUACCUCUUUCGUCGACCGCGACCCUUCUCUCAAAUCCCUCCUCUCUCGCGUCGAUCUCUCCGCCAACCACCUUCGCCUCCAUCCCCACCGCCGUCCUUUUCUUCACCUCACUCGUGUCGGCACCCUCAAUGACGACUUCCUCUCCGGCGACCUCGAUCGCUCCCUAUUCCACCCUUCCUCCAAGAAAACCCCUAAUGCCACUUCCGUAAUUCUCUCCAAUUUCGACCCCAGGUUUGGGUUUUCGUACCCCAUUGUCGACAACGGAAUUGCCAUUCCCCAAUCCGUUCGCGCUGGGUUCGUAACCUUCAAGUCUUCAUCUGAAUCCCUAGGAAUCGAUGAUAAUUCUACAAUGCUCGUUGAUGCUCCCAAUGACAAUACACUAUUUGUUGAUUUGCAGUUCUUGGUGAAGGGUCUCGAGCUUGGCCGCCCCGAUGUCACCAAGCUGCUUUUUCUAUUGGGGCUAUUCAUAGCUGCCUACAGUUACGCGGUCUUUGCAUUCCUGGUCACAUACACUUGGGUACAUGGCAUCGUUUUUGUUCAGGUACUGGAUAAUCUGUUGGGAAAUUAUUACAAAACCCUUUUUAGGACUUCCUGGGAUGGUGCUAAUCUUGGACUCAGAAGGCUUUCCGGAUUCGUUCUAAUGAGAUGGGCAGUUAGGGAUGCAUUGUCACAGUUACUUGGAAUUUGGUCUUUUGGUGAAAUCGAAGAUCAAUAUGAGUUCUUGAAGAUCUCCAUUAGAAUGAAAUUGAUGCCAUUUUCUGAUGUAGCACCAUGGGUUAAGGGGCAUGAAAAGGAAACUCUAUGCUUUAUACUCUCAUGGUUCUUGGUUGAGUUGUUGGUGGGGUUUAUUUUUGCUGUAGAUUCAUGGAUUGCAAUUGUGGAUCCGAGAAAGAGUGGUAGGGAGGUUGUGAAAGAAGGGUGUCAUUUGUUGGGUACCUUACUGGGCCCUGCCAUUGAGAUCAAGGGUUGGGAGGCCAUGAUAUGUGGGUCGCUGACCAAAUGGAUAUUGGCAGAGAUUUUUGGGGAAGUGUAUGCAAUGGCAUUCCAGUCGGUCAUGGAAGUCUACUUUAUGAUCGCUUGGUUAGUGUUUUAUUUGGCUGCAAGGUCGAUGGAUGCCUCAUUGCUAGGGAGGACCUUUGGGCGUAGAGAGUUGGAAGGCUUUCUAGAGGGCAUAAGAUAGAAUCUAUUGCAACUGGUUAGUUCUGCAUUUGUUUGCCUCUCUCUAUGUAUAUAUUGCACUUUUGUGAAGUAUGCCAAUGGUGACAUGGUCGGGCGUUUUAUGUGCUUGGACAUUCAACUAUUUGAGCAGCAAAAGCUAAUACCAGAUUUGGUCCGUUGGAUAUACGAUAUUAGUUGAUUUGGUCAUCCAUAAUGUAAUUUGAUGAUUUGAUCCCUGAAUAAGAAUGGUGUUUUGGGAUGUUGAUGACUGCAUUGGACCCAAAUUACAUACUGGAGGAUCAAAUUGAGUCCUAUAUUUUAGUUAAUGGACAUAUAUUUCUCUCUUGUUUAGAAUCAUCAAAAUAUACCUGUGUGGACUAAAUUUGACCCAAUUUUCAUAUUCAAGGAUAAAAGAUGGUGACAAAUGUAUACAUAUACUGUUUAGUUGGUUGAUAGAUGAUAAUUGUUUUGUGUAAUUGUGUUAGGUCUUGUGAUAUUUUCAAUAGAUAUGAGGUCCAAUUUUUUUGAGAUUCUGUUUCAUAUUGAUGUGUAUUUUCAAAGUUAUGAUGUGAAUGAGUUGGAUGUUUUCAUUUA
Molecule: messenger RNA, 1972 nt
Organism: Cuscuta epithymum
Lineage: Eukaryota; Viridiplantae; Streptophyta; Magnoliopsida; Solanales; Convolvulaceae
Source: the annotation of a GenBank genome assembly